Messenger RNA from Sclerotinia sclerotiorum 1980 UF-70, 159 nucleotides. RefSeq lists its product with no specific name. The record is from RefSeq and is a predicted model, not a curated record. The transcript has 3 exons. Lineage: Eukaryota; Fungi; Ascomycota; Leotiomycetes; Helotiales; Sclerotiniaceae. The coding region runs from base 1 to 159 and encodes 52 amino acids.
AUGGCAUGGAUGUAUAACUGUAUGGGUGCGGCUUUAACAACACACCUUGGUUUACAUGUAGUGGAGUAUCAAAAAAUCGCAGGCAUUUCGCCCGAGGAUAAAGACUCACGCAUCCGAACGUUUUGGCUUUGGUUUCGUAUUGACCGAACUCGUGUUUAA